Molecule: messenger RNA, 369 nt
Organism: Suillus discolor
Lineage: Eukaryota; Fungi; Basidiomycota; Agaricomycetes; Boletales; Suillaceae
Exons: 8
Coding region: 1-369 (122 amino acids)
Source: RefSeq, a predicted model, not a curated record
AUGACCAAGCACUCCUGUCGUGAGGGACUGGUCCCCACCAAGGAUCUUCGGGCAGCAGCAAAGCAGAUGGGAUUCGAUUGGUACUGUGCAUGGCACCACAAGUUCCUCAAGCAUGUUGCUGAUGAAGAGGAGUAUGUCCCAAGUGCUGGACCAAGCAAGAGAGUGAAGUGCGCAUACUUUCAAAUUGUACUACAUUGUCUUGUGGGAAUCAAACGUGCAGUGCAGGGGGACAGCGUGCAGGGGUCAUCAUCAACCUUGCGAGUUGCAGCAGCAACCUCUGCAUGUGUUGGCAAAAAAUAUCUGUCAAAUGGAGAACAAGAGAGCAGGCUUCCCGCACGCUGCAGAAUUGUUGGUAAUGAUCAAAGUUAG